AUGUCUCGCAUUCCCCAACCUUCAUCUUCACGGACUCCCAACAAACCGAUUGGCACGUCGGGGACGCUCACGCCUUCCAAGUCGCGUUCUAAUCUUCGUGCACCUUCACCGUUGAAACCAUCUGGCGUCGCUAAAUCUCCAGCUACACCGAAAAGGCUGCCUGCGACGCCGAUUAAGUCAAAACCAUCCAUCUCCUCCCUAAAGAAGUCGCCCUCUAAACCUAGUAUGGAUGCUUCCCGAGAAACCCCAGAAACCCUGCCGAAGCCUGCGCUGAGCAUUCGCGAGCAAAUCGCCUUGAAACGUGCGGAAGCAAAGAAGGCGAUGACCAGCAGCAAAGGCGGUUCAGGGGAUGACUUUUUCGCCGUUCCCGAUUCACCCGCGAAGGGACCGGCCGGGGAAGAGGAUGCUCUUGGUCGGUGGUCCGUGCGAGAAACCAUCGAACGAGCAAGGAGCUCUGGCUUACUGAAUAUUUCUUCGCGUUCCUUGCCCUGCAUUCCUUCCGCCCUCUACGAAAUACAUCUUGGUGUUACCCCGGAGCCCCUGAAGCUGGUUCCGAACGAGCCUUCUCUUCCAUCGCCUUCUGAAGAUAGCUCUAGGUCUAGACGAGGAGGAGAAACUUUGCCUUCUUGGUACGACUCGCAUGAUCUGGAGGUCAUCAAGGCGGGUAACAACGAGAUCCUCGAGAUCCAGCCCGAAAUCGUGAUGUUCGGCUCCCUGAAAAGCAUAGACCUGCACCUCAACAAGCUGGCGAAGCUGCCGAAUAGCUUUGCAGACCUCAUGGCGCUCACGACGCUCGACCUGUCACACAACCAGCUAGCAUCGCUACCGGCAAAUCUAUUCGCGCUCCCGAAUCUAGUCACUCUCAACGUCUCGCAUAACUCGCUCACGUCGCUUCCUUUUUCGGCACCGUUUUCUGCGAAAUCGGAUAUAGUUCCAGGGCAGUUGCGUUCUAGCAGGGACGGCGGGAGCCUCUUCGCACCGGUCGUUGAGCGGGCAAAGCAACCACUCCCGCGACUCCUGACACUUGAUGCAUCCCACAACCAGAUCACCACAGACUCGAUUGAUCACGAGAGCGGCGCUGUGCCGCGAUCACUUGCAAAGUUCGACCUUUCGGGCAACCCGCUAGGAGGAGGAAGCUGGCAAGGUGCCUCCCUCAUACGAGCCCUCGGCGCCCUACGGGACCUUCGGGAGCUACUUUUGGAGCGUGCAGAGAUCAGCGAUGAUGCAUUCCCUCCUGAUUUGUUCACAUCUGCCAAUGCCCAGCCUUCCUUCCCCAGCUUGCGCAGGUUGGAUCUUGGCGAAACCAAGGUUACCGAGGGAGCUGUACGGUCAGCUCUGGAUGGGAAAGUACCACUCAAGAUCACCUUCCAGCUUACCACGGGCGAGGUACCAGCAGGAAUGCUGCAAGUAAGCGUCGGAAAGAAAGUCGUCAAGGAGCCUUGGGAGAUCGAAGCGGAACUGCGAGCUAAGGCGAAGAAGGAACGUGGUGCAUCUCCACCACAGCCGUCCGAGAUUGGCGCAGACGAAUCUGCGGUGCCCAGAGCACAACCCCAGAAGGAGCAAUGGGAAAUCGAGGCGGAACAAGGAUUGAACACGGCCGGUGCCCAGCGAAGGAUGAGAGCAGCUGCCGUCGCUGCCAGCGGCAGUGCUCAGGCGUCCAGUAAUCUGACGAAACCUCCAGUCAAGAAGACGGAGGUGAUGAAGGAGCCUUGGGAGAUCGAGGCCGAGCAGGGUUUGUUGGCAGCAGGUACCCGUCGACGAGUACGAGCUCUGGCUGCAGAGAACAACAAACCAGCGAGUGCGGGAACCUCACCGGAAAGGUCCAGCCCUACUGGGCCGUCCUCACCGGACACUAUUAUCGCGAGCUCUCAAUACUAUCAGCCGAGAACACAAUCCCUAAAGCUCCCCCCGUGUCAGCCACCCACUCGCAAUGGACUCGGUCACGCCCGCAACUUCUCCCUUGCACCAUCCCGGGGACAGACCGUCAAUCCUACCGAACUCGCACUGCCGACCGCCACGCUCCCAUUGGCUCUCAUAUACAAACAGGAGUUCUCCAAGACGUUGCGAACCCUGGAGCUAGCCCACAGGCGCAUGGACCAGACGUUCGACCUCCCGCUGCUCAGCUCCGGCGAGCCGGCCUUGCUCGCGUUGGAGGAACUCAUCCUCGAAGGUUGCAGGCUCAGCGAUGCCGUAUCUGUUACCCAGGACGGUUGCGCGACCCGUGCGCCCGAACCGCUUCUCCCGCUCCUCGCGACCCUCUUCCCAAAUCUCCAAACCCUCGAUCUCUCAUGCAACGCAAUCACGUCAGCGGCCUUGACUCCGGAUGCACUCAAGACGCUCAUUCUAGCGACGGAUUCCCGCAAGGGUCUUCGACGCCUGCACUUACGUGAAAAUCGCCUGGAUAACCUGGAUGGCUUCGCGAGUCUCUCGGAGCUCUUCCGGGGCAACCGUUUGGUACCCGAGUGGAAGAUGGAGGAACUUGAUGUCAGGGACAACGCCGUUGACAAGCUGCCUCCUGAACUGGGCCUGCUCUCACUGGACGUCUUCCUGGUUUCUGGCAACACAUUCCGAGUUCCACCGAGUCGGGUUUGGGAGAGAGAAGGAACCAAGGGUCUUCUGAGCUGGCUACGCGGCAGGAUUGAGUAGCAAUGCCACGGCGUAGCGUAGGACCCCCCCCCUUCAGGGUCUUGUUAUCUACGGAUGGAUGCUC
Molecule: messenger RNA, 2710 nt
Organism: Punctularia strigosozonata HHB-11173 SS5
Lineage: Eukaryota; Fungi; Basidiomycota; Agaricomycetes; Corticiales; Punctulariaceae
Product: L domain-like protein
Exons: 4
Coding region: 1-2646 (881 amino acids)
Cellular component (GO): extracellular matrix
Molecular function (GO): protein binding
Source: RefSeq, a predicted model, not a curated record